AUGCCCUCUGCAUUAUUAGCUAAGUCCGCCUCGAAUAAAUUGGAUUGGGCAAAAGUGAUUUCUUCAUUGAAAUUGACCGGUAAGACAGCUACUCAACUGUCAAGUUUCAAAAAGAGAAAUGAUGAAGCUAGAAGAAAGCUAUUAGAACUAGAACAACAGCCAAAAACUGUCAAUUUCGAUCAUUAUAAAAGUAUACUCAAUAAUAAGGAUAUUGUGAGCAAAAUUGAGUCAUUUUAUAAUUCUUAUAAACCUGUCACUAUCGACAUAAGCAAACAAAUUUCUACCAUUCAAUUAUUUGAAAAACACGCCCUAGAAAAUGCUAAAGAAACUGAGUUACUCGUAUCUCAAGAAUUGAAAACUUUAAAUGAAACACUACAAAAUAUUGAAGAGGCAAGACCUUUUGAUCAAUUAACCGUGGAUGAAUUGGUCAAGGCUAGACCUGAAAUAGAAGAAAAAGUAGAACAAAUGGUAAAGAACGGAAAAUGGGAAGUACCUGGCUACGAUGAAAAGUUUGGCUCUUUGAACGUGAUGUGA
Kazachstania africana CBS 2517 is the source of this 534-nucleotide messenger RNA. RefSeq names its product F1F0 ATP synthase subunit d (gene ATP7). Gene Ontology annotation, biological process: proton motive force-driven ATP synthesis. The record is from RefSeq and is a predicted model, not a curated record. The transcript has a single exon. Bases 1 to 534 code for a protein of 177 amino acids. Gene Ontology annotation, molecular function: proton transmembrane transporter activity. NCBI's taxonomy places the organism in Eukaryota, Fungi, Ascomycota, Saccharomycetes, Saccharomycetales, Saccharomycetaceae.